Messenger RNA from Candoia aspera, 12234 nucleotides. RefSeq names its product deleted in malignant brain tumors 1 (gene DMBT1). NCBI's taxonomy places the organism in Eukaryota, Metazoa, Chordata, Lepidosauria, Squamata, Candoiidae. Gene Ontology annotation, cellular component: plasma membrane. The record is from RefSeq and is a predicted model, not a curated record. The transcript has 68 exons. Gene Ontology annotation, biological process: zymogen activation. Gene Ontology annotation, molecular function: serine-type endopeptidase activity.
UUUUAUCAAAAGAUCAGUACAUCUCCAUUCAGUUGAGAAUGUUUAUUUAUAGCAUCUACAUUUAUUUGGAAUAUUUGAGAGAUUAUCUGUGAUGUAGCAACAGGUUUCCUCUGCCAAGCCUUUUGUCUACUUGUCCAUGAAGGACCUCAGACAAACACAUUUCAAGGAGGGGAUGAGGGACAACACAGUACAUAUUAUCAACUGAUCUUCCAGUUGUUUGGAGGACUUUUGUGGCUAUAUAUUUGAAUAGUUCCUCUACAGUGGAAUGUCCUCUCUUCCAUUCUUUCUCAUUAUGGUCCUCUUCCUCAUUCCCCCCCCCCCUUUUUUUUUUGCUGCUCUAGGGUAGUGAUGGCAGACAGGCAUCCAAAAGUUGAGUCCCUAUAAAGAUAGAGAUUUUCUCACAUCUUCAUACCUUGAUUACCAUUAUUAAUCCUGUUCCCUACAGAAAAGUUCCCUGCAGUUGUGAAAAUAUUUCCCUCAGGUGGAAUAGCAGUUUAUCUUACCUGUCUCUGACUGUUUAUGACUGAACAAUGUUAUUGUUAUCUUUUUUUCCUCAAGAGCUCCGAUUGGUAAAUGGAAGUCAUUACUGUCGAGGCCGCGUUGAAAUUAGACAUUAUUACGAAGCAUGGGGGACCGUUUGUGAUGAUCUUUGGGACCUACAAGAUGCAGAUGUGGUAUGCAGACAGCUUGGAUGUGGACGAGCCAUCCAAGCAACACAAUCAGCAUAUUUUGGUCAAGGAUAUGGUCCUAUUUACCUGGAUAAUGUUCAGUGCAAUGGGUAUGAAUCCUACCUCUGGAAUUGUCCUAAUCGGGGCUGGGGAGUCCAUGACUGUUCCCACAGGGAAGAUGCUGGAGUUAUUUGUUCAGUGGGUGCCUUUGAAUAUCUAAGACUGGUCAAUGGAAGGAACAGAUGUGAGGGGCGUAUUGAAAUAUUAUACAAUGGAUCAUGGGGGACUGUCUGUGAUGAUGGCUGGGACAUGAAAGACGCAAGGGUGGUGUGCAAGCAGCUCGGAUGUGGAACAGCUCUCUCAGCACUUGGAUCUGCUCACUUUGGUCAAGGCUCAGAAAACAUAACUCUGGAUGAUGUAGAUUGCACAGGGAAUGAAGACAAAUUGGAGGAAUGUCCUCAUAAUGGAUGGUAUAUUCAUAAUUGCAACCACGGAGAAGACGCUGGUGUCAACUGCUCAGGUAUCUUCUGUAGACUGAAAUCUGAUAGCAUAAUGGAUAGAGAAAAGAAAAUAAUACAAUACAUUCAAAUCAAUGUGGGGGCAACCUCUCAAAUUCAUAUGGAUCCAUCUCUGGACCUCAUUAUGCUGGAAACAACAGCAAAAUGCAGUGUGUCUGGGCUGGAUUGUAAUACAGAAUAUAUUGAGAUUUUUGAUGGACCCCAGUAUAGUCCAUAUCCCCUUGGAAAGACUUGUUCUGGCAUCUAUCUCAACUAUACUUAUUCAUCUACUUCCAACAUAAUGACUAUUGUGAUGCACAGAGAUUCAGGCUAUUCAGGAGAUGGGUUCUCUGCUCAUUACUACUCUGUUACACAAGAAACAAGCAGGCUUACCACAACACCGGCUUCACUUACUACCACAGCAGCAUCACUUACUACGACACCAGCUUCACUUACUACAACACCAGCUUCUACUACAAAAUAUACUAAACAGAGCAGGAUUACUACAACACCAGCUUCACUUAGUACAAAAGCAGCUCCACUUACUACGACACCGGCUUCACUUAAUACGACACCAGCUUCACUUACUACAAAACCAGCUUCACUUACUACCACAGCAGCAUCACUUACUACGACACCAGCUUCACUUACUACAAAACCAGCUUCAACUACUAACUAUACUAAAACAAGCAGGCUUACCACAACACCGGCUACACUUACUACAACACCAGCUUCACUUACUACAACACCUGGUUCUACUACGAAGUAUACUAAAACAAGCAGGCUUACCACAACACCGGCUACACUUACUACAACACCAGCUUCACUUACUACAACACCUGGUUCUACUACGAAGUAUACUAAACCAAGCAGGCUUACCACAACACCGGCUUCACUUGCUAUGACACCAGCUUCACUUACUACGACGCCAGCUUCUACUACGAAGUAUACUAAACCAAGCAGGCUUACCACAACACCGGCUUCACUUGCUACGACACCAGCUUCACUUACUACGACGCCAGCUUCUACUACGAAGUAUACUAAAACAAGCAGGCUUACUAUGACACCACGUUCACUUACUAGGACACCAGCUUCAACCCCUAAGUAUACUAAACCACGCAGGCUUACUACAACACCAGCUUCACUUAGUACAACAGCAGCUUCACUUACUAUGACACCAACUUCAACUACUAAGUAUACUAAACCAAGCAGGCUUACUACAAUACCAGCUUCAUUUACUACAACACCAGCUUCACUUACUACCACAGCAGCUUCGCUUAUUACGACACCGGCUUCACUUACUACAACACCAACUUCACUUACUACGACACCAGCUCCACUUACUACAACACCUCCUUCUACUACGAAGUAUACUAAACCAAGCAGGCUUACCACAACACCGGCUUCACUUGCUACGACACCAGCUUCACUUACUACGACGCCAGCUUCUACUACGAAGUAUACUAAACCACGCAGGCUUACUACAACACCAGCUUCACUUAGUACAACAGCAGCUUCACUUACUAUGACACCAACUUCAACUACUAAGUAUACUAAACCAAGCAGGCUUACCACAGCACCAUCUUCACUUACUACAACACUAGCUUCACUUACUAUGACACCAGCUCCACUUACUACAACACCUCCUUCUACUACGAAGUAUACUAAAACAAGCAGGCUUACCACAACACCGGCUACACUUGCUACGACACCAGCUUCACUUACUACAACACCUGCUUCUACUACGAAGUAUACUAAACCAAGCAGGCUUACCACAGCACCAUCUUCACUUACUACAACACUAGCUUCACUUACUAUGACACCAGCUCCACUUACUACAACACCUCCUUCUACUACGAAGUAUACUAAAACAAGCAGGCUUACCACAACACCGGCUACACUUGCUACGACACCAGCUUCACUUACUACAACACCUGCUUCUACUACGAAGUAUACUAAACCAAGCAGGCUUACCAUAGCACCAUCUUCACUUACUACAACACCAGCUUCACUUACUACGACACCAGCUCCACUUACUACAACACCUCCUUCUACUACGAAGUAUACUAAAACAAGCAGGCUUACCACAACACCGGCUACACUUGCUACGACACCAGCUUCACUCACUACAACACCUGCUUCUACUACGAAGUAUACUAAAACAAGCAGGCUUACCACAACACUAGCUUCACUUACUACCACAGCAGCUUCUACUACAAAGUAUACUAGACUUUCAUGCUCUGAAGGACACAUGCGUGCAUGGAUCAGCAUAUAUUAUCUCAAUUCACUCGGCUAUAAUGCAACACAAGUUUACGUGAACGCUUUAGAUAGUUCAUGCUCAUCUCGAAUUAUAGGAGGUUAUAUUUACUUUGCUAUACCAUUCGAUGGUUGUAACACAGAGAGAAGGGUGAAAAAUAAUGACACUAUAAUUUAUUACAAUGUAAUCAAGACUUACAACUCUGAUUAUAUCAUUACAAGAAAGAAAAACUUUCAAUUUCAUGUUUUGUGUGAAAUGAAGCAGAGCACUGUUGUAGAGACAAAAUUUAUUGCUCAAAAUGCAAUUGACCUUACUCAAAACCAAACUGGCCAUUACAAUGUGUCUCUGGCAUUCUAUUCAUCACGAUCAUUUGCCCAUAAAAUUACAGAAUCAACAUACUAUGUUUCACUCAACCAGAAUUUAUAUCUUCAAGCUACUCUUCACAGUAGUGAUGCAAACCUUGUACUAUUUCUAGACACAUGUAUCACAUCUCCAGAUAGUAAUGAUUUUACAACCUUGUCCUAUGACUUAAUCAGAAGUGGAUGUGCACGAGAUUCUUCUUAUAAAAACCUGCGCUCACCAAGGAACAACGUAGUUCAUUUCCGAUUCAACUCCUUUAAGUUCCUUAACAGGCACAAUGCAGUUUAUAUGCAAUGUAAAUUUGUAGUGUGUAGGGCAAAUGAUCGUUCAUCCCGAUGCUACCAGGGAUGUUUAAUUAGAAAAAAGAGAGAUACAGAUGAACUUCAGGAGAACUUUGACCAAGAACUAACGUCCUCACUUUUGUCAUCUUCAUACAUGAAUCAUAGCAACAGGGAAAUUGAAAAAACAGACGUGAAAGCAGAUUUCAGCUCCUUUACAGAGGAGAAAAAAAAAUCUCUGAGACUGGUGAAUGGAUCAGACAAAUGUCGUGGUCGUGUUGAGGUCUUUUACGAUGGAAGCUGGGGAACAAUUUGUGAUGAUGGCUGGGACCUGAAUGACGUACAAGUUGUGUGUAGACAACUUGCCUGUGGAGAGGCCGUUCAACCUCUGUUUAAUGCUGCAUUUGGGAGAGGAACUGGCAGCAUCUUCCUGGAUGAGGUCCAGUGCAAAGGGAAUGAAUCAUCUCUUGAAGAAUGCUCCCAUCCACCCUGGGGCAAACAUAACUGUCACCACAAGGAAGAUGCUGGUGUCAUUUGUUCAGAAAUUGCAUUGGCAACGACAGCAAGCUCUUUGACUAUAAGGUUGAUGAAUGGAAAAGACAGAUGCCAGGGUCGACUUGAAAUCUUUUACAAUGGAAACUGGGGAACAGUCUGUGAUGAUGGUUGGGACCUACAAGACGCAGAGGUUGUAUGCAGACAGCUUGCCUGUGGAGAAGUUAUGGAAGCCACAACAGAAGCCUAUUUUGGAGAAGGCACUGGCAACAUCAUCCUCGAUAACAUCCAGUGCAAUGGGAAUGAAUCAUCUAUAGAAGAGUGCUCCCAUUCUGGCUGGGCAGUUCAUGAGUGUAACCACAAGGAAGAUGCUGGCGUCAUUUGCUCAGAAGUUCAUGUGAGGCUGUCAGGAAACUAUUGUUCCGGCCUUCUUGAAGUUUAUUACUUUGGUGGCUGGACUGGUGUCUGUCAUCAACAUUUCAGCCUCACCGACGCUGAGGUCGUCCGCAGGGAGCUGCGAUGUGGCCGAGCACUUAGCGUUGUGGAAGACUACUCCAGUGCCGUCUACCCUUAUCUGAGUGACGUGUUCUGUACUGGCAGUGAAGACUUCUUGUGGCAAUGUUCAUUUCGAGAAGGAGGCUGCAGGAACAACGCAAGCGUUAGGGUCACAUGUGCAGACGUUUAUGUAACAGUUAAUUUUCAAGAGCUGCGUUUGGUAAGCGGAAGGGAUAACUGUCAAGGCCGUGUUGAAGUUCGGCGUAAUUAUGGAGAAUGGGGAACAGUUUGUGAUGAUUCAUGGGAUCUAAGGGAUGCAACUGUAGUAUGCAGACAGCUUGGAUGCGGAGAAGCUAUUGCAGCUAAUUAUGGAGCACAUUUUGGACAAGGAUAUGGUCCUAUUCUCCUGGAUGAUGUUCAGUGCAAUGGAUAUGAAUCCUAUCUUUGGCAAUGCGCAAGUGCAGGCUGGGGAAAUCAUAACUGCAACCACCAAGAGGAUGCUGGUGUUAUUUGUUCAGGUACUUAUUCUGUCAGAUAACUCCGAUUGGUAAAUGGAAGUCAUUACUGUCGAGGCCGCGUUGAAAUUAGACAUUAUUACGAAGCAUGGGGGACCGUUUGUGAUGAUCUUUGGGACCUGAAAGAUGCAGAUGUGGUAUGCAGACAGCUUGGAUGUGGACAAGCCAUCCAAGCAACACAAUCAGCAUAUUUUGGUCAAGGAUAUGGUCCUAUUUACCUGGAUAAUGUUCAGUGCAAUGGGUAUGAAUCCUACCUCUGGAAUUGUCCUAAUCGGGGCUGGGGAGUCCAUGACUGUUCCCACAGGGAAGAUGCUGGAGUUAUUUGUUCAGCCAAAAUGGAACGCAGCUCACCCCGGCCGCCCACCCUCAACUCCCUGAGCCCUCCUCCGUGAACCACAGGGAAUGAAUCUGUAAGAGUGGUCAAUGGAACAAACACAUGUGAGGGACGUGUUGAAGUCUUACGCGAUGGCUCAUGGGGGACUGUCUGUGAUGAUGGCUGGGACAUGAAAGACGCAACGGUCGUGUGCAGGCAGCUCGGAUGUGGAACAGCUCUCUCAGCACCUGGAUCUGCUGGCUUUGGUCAAGGCUCAGGAAACAUAACUCUGGAUGAUGUAGAUUGCACAGGGAAUGAAGACAAAUUAGAAAAUUGUUCUCAUAGAGGAUGGUAUAUUCAUAAUUGCUACCACAGAGAAGACGCUGGUGUCAUCUGCUCAGGUAUCUUCCGUAGUCUGCAAUUUAAUACUGUACUGGAUAGAGAAAACAAAAUAAUACAUCUUGGAUGCCUCCUAAUUUCCAAUCUUCUAUUCAAAAACACGGUUUCUGUCUCAUCUUUCUCAGAUGAAUCUGUAAGAGUGGUCAAUGGAACAAACACAUGUGAGGGACGUGUUGAAGUCUUCCGCGAUGGCUCAUGGGGGACUGUCUGUGAUGAUGGCUGGGACAUGAAAGACGCAACGGUCGUGUGCAGGCAGCUCGGAUGUGGAACAGCUCUCUCAGCACCUGGAUCUGCUGGCUUUGGUCAAGGCUCAGGAAACAUAACUCUGGAUGAUGUAGAUUGCACAGGGAAUGAAGACAAAUUAGAAAAUUGUUCUCAUAGAGGAUGGUAUAUUCAUAAUUGCUACCACAGAGAAGACGCUGGUGUCAUCUGCUCAGAUGAAUCUGUAAGAGUGGUCAAUGGAACAAACACAUGUGAGGGACGUGUUGAAGUCUUCCGCGAUGGCUCAUGGGGGACUGUCUGUGAUGAUGGCUGGGACAUGAAAGACGCAACGGUCGUGUGCAGGCAGCUCGGAUGUGGAACAGCUCUCUCAGCACCUGGAUCUGCUGGCUUUGGUCAAGGCUCAGGAAACAUAACUCUGGAUGAUGUAGAUUGCACAGGGAAUGAAGACAAAUUAGAAAAUUGUUCUCAUAGAGGAUGGUAUAUUCAUAAUUGCUACCACAGAGAAGACGCUGGUGUCAUCUGCUCAGCCACUUCCCCUUCCAAGAACACACUGCUGAGUCCUGUGACGUGGAAGACAUCCCACUUCAGCGUUAUGCUGAGGAGUGAGGCAAAUGAAUCUGUAAGAGUGGUCAAUGGAACAAACACAUGUGAGGGACGUGUUGAAGUCUUACGCGAUGGCUCAUGGGGGACUGUCUGUGAUGAUGGCUGGGACAUGAAAGACGCAACGGUCGUGUGCAGGCAGCUCGGAUGUGGAACAGCUCUCUCAGCACCUGGAUCUGCUGGCUUUGGUCAAGGCUCAGGAAACAUAACUCUGGAUGAUGUAGAUUGCACAGGGAAUGAAGACAAAUUAGAAAAUUGUUCUCAUAGAGGAUGGUAUAUUCAUAAUUGCAACCACGGAGAAGACGCUGGUGUCAUCUGCUCAGCCACUUCCCCUUCCAAGAACACACUGCUGAGUCCUGUGACGUGGAAGACAUCCCACUUCAGCGUUAUGCUGAGGAGUGAGGCAAAUGAAUCUGUAAGAGUGGUCAAUGGAACAAACACAUGUGAGGGACGUGUUGAAGUCUUCCGCGAUGGCUCAUGGGGGACUGUCUGUGAUGAUGGCUGGGACAUGAAAGACGCAACGGUCGUGUGCAGGCAGCUCGGAUGUGGAACAGCUCUCUCAGCACCUGGAUCUGCUGGCUUUGGUCAAGGCUCAGGAAACAUAACUCUGGAUGAUGUAGAUUGCACAGGGAAUGAAGACAAAUUAGAAAAUUGUUCUCAUAGAGGAUGGUAUAUUCAUAAUUGCUACCACAGAGAAGACGCUGGUGUCAUCUGCUCAGCCACUUCCCCUUCCAAGAACACACUGCUGAGUCCUGUGACGUGGAAGACAUCCCACUUCAGCGUUAUGCUGAGGAGUGAGGCAAAUGAAUCUGUAAGAGUGGUCAAUGGAACAAACACAUGUGAGGGACGUGUUGAAGUCUUCCGCGAUGGCUCAUGGGGGACUGUCUGUGAUGAUGGCUGGAACAUGAAAGACGCAACGGUCGUGUGCAAGCAGCUCGGAUGUGGAACAGCUCUCUCAGCACCUGGAUCUGCUGGCUUUGGUCAAGGCUCAGGAAACAUAACUCUGGAUGAUGUAGAUUGCACAGGGAAUGAAGACAAAUUAGAAAAUUGUUUUCAUAGAGGAUGGUAUAUUCAUAAUUGCAACCACGGAGAAGACGCUGGUGUCAUCUGCUCAGGACUUUCAUGCUCUGAAGGACACAUGCGUGCAUGGAUCAGCAUAUAUUAUCUCAAUUCACUCGGCUAUAAUGCAACACAAGUUUACGUGAACGCUUUAGAUAGUUCAUGCUCAUCUCGAAUUAUAGGAGGUUAUAUUUACUUUGCUAUACCAUUCAGUGGUUGUAACACAGAGAGAAGGGUGAAAAAUAAUGACACUAUAAUUUAUUACAAUGUAAUCAAGACUUACAACUCUGAUUAUAUCAUUACAAGAAAGAAAAACUUUCAAUUUCAUGUUUUGUGUGAAAUGAAGCAGAGCACUGUUGUAGAGACAAAAUUUAUUGCUCGAAAUGCAAUUGACCUUACUCAAAAGCAAACUGGCCAUUACAAUGUGUGUCUGGCAUUCUACUCAUCAGGAUCAUUUGCCCAUAAAAUUACACAAUCAACAUACUAUGUUUCACUCAACCAGAAUUUAUAUCUUCAAGCUACUCUUCACAGUAGUGAUGCAAACCUUGUACUAUUUCUAGACACAUGUAUCACAUCUCCAGAUAGUAAUGAUUUUACAACCUUGUCCUAUGACUUAAUCAGAAGUGGAUGUGCACGAGAUUCUUCUUAUAGAAACCUGCACUCACCAAGGAACAACGUAGUUCGUUUCCGAUUCAACUCCUUUAAGUUCCUUAACAGGCACAAUACAGUUUAUAUGCAAUGUAAAUUUGUAGUGUGUAGGGCAAAUGAUCGUUCAUCCCGAUGCUACCAGGGAUGUUUAAUUAGAAAAAGGAGAGAUACAGAUGAACUUCAGGAGAACUUUGACCAAGAACUAACGUCCUCACUUUUGUCAUCUUCACACAUGAAUCAUAGCAACAGGGAAAUUGAAAAAACAGACGUGAAAGCAGAUUUCAGCUCCUUUACAGAGGAGAAAAGUGUGAUGAGGGCUGGGAUUGAAGGAGCAUGGCAGCAGGAUGAGCUCUGUGAGAGCUCGAGAUUUUCAAUACCUACAGCGCAGAAAAUAGGUGGCUUUGCGGAGUCAGAGAGACGAGCAAUCCAUGAAGACAGUGCCAGUGAAGAGCUUCAGCAGCUUCGGAGUGAAAAAUCUCUGAGACUGGUGAAUGGAUCAGACAAAUGUCGUGGUCGUGUUGAGGUCUUUUACGAUGGAAGCUGGGGAACAAUUUAUGAUGAUGGCUGGGACCUGAAUGACGUACAAGUUGUGUGUAGACAACUUGCCUGUGGAGAGGCCGUUCAACCUCUGUUUAAUGCUGCAUUUGGGAGAGGAACUGGCAGCAUCUUCCUGGAUGAGGUCCAGUGCAAAGGGAAUGAAUCAUCUCUUGAAGAAUGCUCCCAUCCACCCUGGGGCAAACAUAACUGUCACCACAAGGAAGAUGCUGGUGUCAUUUGUUCAGAAAUUGCAUUGGCAACGACAGCAAGCUCUUUGACUAUAAGGUUGAUGAAUGGAAAAGACAGAUGCCAGGGUCGACUUGAAAUCUUUUACAAUGGAAACUGGGGAACAGUCUGUGAUGAUGGUUGGGGCCUACAAGACGCAGAGGUUGUAUGCAGACAGCUUGCCUGUGGAGAAGUUAUGGAAGCCACAACAGAAGCCUAUUUUGGAGAAGGCACUGGCAACAUCAUCCUCGAUAACAUCCAGUGCAAUGGGAAUGAAUCAUCUAUAGAAGAGUGCUCCCAUUCUGGCUGGGCGGUUCAUGAGUGUAACCACAAGGAAGAUGCUGGCGUCAUUUGCUCAGCAUCAACAUCUAUAUCUCUGCCUAUCACUCAGAAGCAUACUACUUCUGGCAACUGUGGCAGCCUGCUCACAAGUCCUUCAGGUUCAUUUUCAAGUCCACUGUAUCCUUCAAACUACCCAAACGAUGCCUGCUGUGUCUGGAUCAUACAGGUAGAGGAAGGGCACCAUAUAGAACUCAUAUUUGAAGAUUUCAGUCCGGGUGCAGUGGUAGUUUCAGGUAAUUCGGAAGGCAUUCACCUACUCAUGUUUCUCCACAGAGUGGAAAUUACCAGGUUCUGCAUGCUUGAUUUUGUUGAGAUCUUUGACGGCCCUUUCCCAACAUCACCCUCAUUUGGAAAGAUCUGUUUCAAUCCAAGAAAGAUCUACACUUCCUCCUCACACAAAAUAAGAGUUGUAUUCUUAAGUGAUUCUGUGAAUGAGAGAGGGUUUCUUGCAAUCUAUCGAGAAGUUCCUCCAAAGAAUACGGUGACAACAAACGUUUAUGUAACAGAAUUAAUUAAUUUUCAAGAGCUGCGUUUGGUAAGCGGAAGGGAUAACUGUCAAGGCCGUGUUGAAGUUCGGCGUAAUUAUGGAGAAUGGGGAACAGUUUGUGAUGAUUCAUGGGAUCUAAGGGAUGCAACUGUAGUAUGCAGACAGCUUGGAUGCGGAGAAGCUAUUGCAGCUAAUUAUGGAGCACAUUUUGGACAAGGAUAUGGUCCUAUUCUCCUGGAUGAUGUUCAGUGCAAUGGAUAUGAAUCCUAUCUUUGGCAAUGCGCAAGUGCAGGCUGGGGAAAUCAUAACUGCAACCACCAAGAGGAUGCUGGUGUUAUUUGUUCAGGUACUUAUUCUCCUUAUCCUAAGCCAAGUCUCAACCUCACAAAGCCAAUAUCAAGUUAUUCUUGUGGUGGUUUUCUUGGAUACCCAUCAGGAUCAUUUAAAAGUCCAUUUUAUCCUUUAAACUAUCCAAACAAUGUGGACUGUGUAUGGGAAAUACAAGUUAAAAACAAUUUCCGAAUAACACUUUCAUUCCGAAAUAUUACGCUAGAAAUAUGUGAUAGAUAUAGAUGCCCAUGUGAUUAUGUUGAAGUCUAUGAUGGGCCACUCCAUACUGCCCCACUGCUUGGGAGAAUUUGUUAUGGCUCCUAUCACACCUUUACAUCAACUUCCAAUAUGAUGACGGUUAAAUUCCACACUGAUUUUAGUGGAACAAGAGGAGGCUUCCUUGCAAACUAUUAUAGCAUCUCUGCAGAUCAAAACACAAGUAAGUAUAAUUUUUUCAUUCCUUUUUUCAUUUACUGGCCUUUUGAAUAUUAUAUUAGCUUAGAAUUGCAUGAGAACUUCAAACAGGUUGAUGCCGAUACUAUUACGUAUUCAAAUGCAAUCUCAGUAAUUGCUCCUUCACAAAACUUCAUAAGAAGGAUACCAGAUCUUCUCGUGCAUGUCAGCUGCAAGAUGCUUGAACACACUUGGGUAGAAACGAUGUAUAUCGCUCAGCAAACAAAGGAGAUCAAUGAAACACAAUAUGGCCAAUAUAGUGUGAACCUUCCAUUUUAUGACUCAUCUGCAUUCUGGAAUCCAGUGAAUGAUGUACCUUAUUAUGUUGCAUUAAGUCAGAGGUUAUAUUUGCAAGCUUAUCUCUAUAGCUCCGAUUCCAACCUGCAGCUGUUUUUGGAUACUUGUACAGCAUCACCCUACUACAAUGAUUUUACAACCCUAACUUACGAUAUUAUCGAGAAUGGGUGUGUUAAAGAACCUACUUACCAGACUCAUUACUCACCAUAUAAAAACAUCCUUCGCUUUUCCUUCCAAGCAUUUGCCUUCAUGCAAAGACACUCAUCAGUUUACCUUCAGUGUAAAGUGGUGGUUUGCAGAGCCUAUGACUAUUACUCAAGAUGUAACCGGGGUUGUCUGCUCAGAUCUAAGAGAGAUACAGGCUCCUAUCAGGAAAAGCUAGAUGUGGUUAUUGGACCAAUUGAAGUUCAGAAGGAUGGCAUUGAAAACAGAAACUUUGAAGCAAAGCAAGAAGCCCAAGAAAAUUUGGCAACUCAUGAUUCACAUGUACCUUACACUGUAGCUGCCAUUGUCCUUGCAGUUGUUGUCAUGACUCUUGCAGGAAUUAUUUUGAAAAACAAAUGGAAGAGACCAAUUCCAUAUGAGAUAAUGUGAAGACUUAAAAUCUUGGGCUACAAUGCAAUGCCCAGUUAAUUGAUUAGAACUAAUUAUUGGAUGGAUUGUGUCCUCAAUAGCAAGAUCAAUAUUUCUGAGAUAUAUUGUCAUUCCUGUGAUUUAUGUUGAUUUUGCUUUUACAUUAAAGUUAAGAACUGGAAAAUAA